Molecule: messenger RNA, 777 nt
Organism: Neurospora hispaniola
Lineage: Eukaryota; Fungi; Ascomycota; Sordariomycetes; Sordariales; Sordariaceae
Product: Clp protease-domain-containing protein
Exons: 4
Coding region: 1-777 (258 amino acids)
Biological process (GO): protein quality control for misfolded or incompletely synthesized proteins
Cellular component (GO): endopeptidase Clp complex
Molecular function (GO): ATP-dependent peptidase activity; ATPase binding; serine-type endopeptidase activity
Source: RefSeq, a predicted model, not a curated record
AUGAACUCUCCACGAGCGGCAAUGCGCAUUCUGCGACGGGUUGGCGCGCCCGCGACACGCCGAUGCUUCUCCCAGUUCACUGGCUCCGGUUCGGGGGCACCUUUGCGGCCCAUGGGCAACAUCCCCAUGCCAUACAUUACAGAGGUCACAGCUGGAGGAUGGCGAACAUCCGACAUCUUCUCGAAACUACUACAAGAACGUAUAGUAUGCCUUAAUGGCGCGAUCGACGACACCACCUCAGCCGCGAUAGUUGCCCAGCUCCUCUGGCUGGAAUCCGAUAACCCCGAUAAGCCCAUCACCAUGUACAUCAACUCUCCUGGCGGCGAAGUGAGCUCCGGUCUAGCCAUCUACGAUACUAUGACAUACAUCAAGUCGCCAGUCUCAACCGUCUGCGUUGGCGCCGCCGCCUCCAUGGCCGCCGUCCUCCUCAUCGGCGGCGAGCCCGGGAAGCGGUACGUGCUGCCUCACAGCACGGUCAUGGUGCACCAACCGCUUGGCGGCACACGCGGCCAGGCAUCCGAUAUCCUCAUCUAUGCGAACCAGAUCCAGAGGAUAAGAGAGCAGAUCAACAAGAUUGUGCAGUCGCACGUCAACAAGGCGUUUGGCUACGAGAAAUACGACCUCGCGGCCAUCAGCGAUAUGAUGGAGAGAGACAAGUACCUGACGGCGGAGGAGGCGGUGGAAUUGGGCGUUGUUGACCAAAUUCUCGACAGGAGGGUGAAGGAUGAGGCGGAGAAGAAGGCCAGGGAUGGUGAGACGCCGGCGCCGCAGCCGUGA